AUAUAAAUGGUAAAGAUGGUAAGAUGAGCAGUAUCUAUACAUACUUUGUCACGACAAUAUAUCACAGACAGCUUGAAGUUGUUUAUAUAUUUUAUCAUGGAGAGACCAAUUGUGACUGUGAAACAAGGAAAAUUGCAAGGAAUUUUCGAAGAUAAUGUCCUUGGUUCUCGUUAUCUCGCUUUUAAAGGCAUACCAUUUGCUGCUCCGCCAGUGGGCGAGUUGAGAUUUAAGGAUCCCGAACCUCCGGCUUCCUGGGAAGGUAUCCGAGACGCUUCUGAAAAUGCCGGUAAUGUUUCUGUGCAAAAAUUUCAACUUCAAUCGAUAAUUGGCAGCGAAGAUUGUCUUUAUCUUAGCGUUUACAUACCUUACAAUCUCUAUCGAACGUCACGGAAUCCAGUUAUGGUUUGGAUUCAUGGUGGAGGUUAUUCUACUGGUACUGGCAAUGAUGUUUUCGAACGACCUGAUUAUCUCGUGGCAAAAGAUGUCAUUCUAGUAUCUAUAAAUUACAGACUUGGUGCUUUAGGUUUCUUAAAUAUUGGUCAUGAAGUAGCAAACGGAAAUCAAGGCAUGAAGGAUCAAGUUGCUGCAUUGAAAUGGGUCAAGGAAAAUAUCCAGACGUUUGGUGGAGACCCAAACAACAUCACUAUUUUUGGCAUUAGUGCAGGUGGUUCAUCCGCACAUCUACUGAUGCUAUCGCCAUUAUCUAAAGGUCUCUUUAAUAAGGCCAUUCUUCAAAGUGGAAUAGCUACAUGUUUGUGGGCGGUAACAGAGAAUGCACAAGAAAAAGCUUUUAAGCUCGCAUCACUACUUGGUAACGAUUCCAAAGAUCCUAUAGAAGUUGUUGACUUUCUUAAAACGGUACCUGCCGAAGAGAUCGUCAAUGUCCAAAAAAAUGUUCUUACUCCUGAGGAAAUACGCAAUUUUACUCUCGCGUUUGGACCUACGAUCGACGAAAAAGCAAAGAAACCUUUUCUCCCAUGCCCUAUUUCUCAGUUACUUAAUGACGACAAUGAUAUACCAAUCAUAGUUGGUUGUACUUCUCACGAAUUUAUCAUGUUUCUUUCUGAUACCAGUGAAAAAGCUUUAGAGACGAUAUAUGCAAAUCUACAUCUUCACGUAAAACAGAGUAUACAUUCGCAAGACUCGGAAAAGAUAACGCGAUUGACGGAGCAAGUUAAGAAACAUUAUUUUCAUAAUAAACCGAUUACUAAAGAGAGUAUUCCAUCUAUAAUACAAUGGAUGAGUGAUUUGUAUUUUUGUAAUCCUGUUAAGAAUUUUGUGAACAAUCAAAGAAUAAAGAAAAAGGCCCCGAUCUACUAUUAUAAUUUUUCCCACAUUGGUGAUGAAAUGACUUGUACGAAUCGACUUAAAACUCUUCCUAUGAUUGGAGCUUCUCAUGCUGAUGACAUGUCAUAUCUUUUUUAUCUGCCAAAAUGUAAAAUUGAUAAUCCUGAUCCGCCGGCGAUAGGUACAAAGGAUCGACAAGUAUUAGAAAGUCUUACGAAAAUGUGGACCAAUUUUGCAAAGACAGGAAAUCCUACACCUGUCAUUGAUGAGCAUGUUACUACUACUUGGUUACCGGCAACAGCUGAUAGCUUUAAUUGCUUGGAUAUUGGCGAGACUCUUCAACUUUCAACAAUUACUGAUUAUAAUAACAUAUUCGAAGAUUAGUUACAAAAUGUUGCAUAAACACCGGUAAGUUGACUGAAAUUUUAACAGUUAUAGAGAUUCGUCAUAUAUUCAAUGUAAUAUACUCGUAUAUGUUACAUGAAAUAAUAAAUGAAUAUUUUUAUGUGUA
Messenger RNA from Nylanderia fulva, 1798 nucleotides. Its product is annotated as esterase E4-like. The record is from RefSeq and is a predicted model, not a curated record. NCBI's taxonomy places the organism in Eukaryota, Metazoa, Arthropoda, Insecta, Hymenoptera, Formicidae.